UCCCUGGAAAGAAUUUUCAACAUGGUGAUUGAAAGUACGUUUGAGAAAAGAUGUCAGAAUGUUGAACCUCCACAAGAGUUAUCAUUUAUGACAGCCAGCAUUUCAACUGUUUUCAUGCUUACCAAUAUCCCGGGCAAUAUUCUUAUUUUCUUGGCUGUUGUACUUGAUCCAAACAAAAACUUACGAACUCCAUUUAACUGGUUAAUUAUCAAUCUAUCAGCGGCCGAUUUAAUCGUUGGCAUCAUCGCAGAACCUUUCUUUGUAUAUUUUCAUAUCAAAGAAGGACUUGGGAAAAAAGAAGCUCUUGAAGAACGUUAUGCGGGUGGAAUAUUUUACUUCAUCUCAUGCACUGCUUCGAUCCUCAGUCUUACAAGUUUGGCGGUUGAACGAUAUCUCGCUGUGAGAAGACCAAGUACCUACCGAAGUCUUCCAGAUUCAGAAGUGCUUUUGCUAAAUUGCUACGAAUCAAUCAUCAGCCUGAUGAUGGACAUCGCAAAAAUUAAUGUUUAUGAAAUUUGA
This is a messenger RNA of Dendronephthya gigantea, 519 nucleotides long. Its product is annotated as 5-hydroxytryptamine receptor 7-like. Lineage: Eukaryota; Metazoa; Cnidaria; Anthozoa; Malacalcyonacea; Nephtheidae. Bases 22 to 519 code for a protein of 165 amino acids. The record is from RefSeq and is a predicted model, not a curated record. Gene Ontology annotation, biological process: G protein-coupled receptor signaling pathway. The transcript has 3 exons. Gene Ontology annotation, molecular function: G protein-coupled receptor activity. Gene Ontology annotation, cellular component: membrane.